Aegilops tauschii subsp. strangulata is the source of this 1813-nucleotide messenger RNA. RefSeq names its product organic cation/carnitine transporter 7. Gene Ontology annotation, molecular function: transmembrane transporter activity. Gene Ontology annotation, biological process: transmembrane transport. Gene Ontology annotation, cellular component: membrane. The record is from RefSeq and is a predicted model, not a curated record. Lineage: Eukaryota; Viridiplantae; Streptophyta; Magnoliopsida; Poales; Poaceae.
UUCAUCAAGUAGUCAACGCCCUUCCCAUCGCCACACAGUGAUAGGCUGACAGCACUGGGCGCCCUUCACCUACGACUUUUCCCCCACCUGCGCGGCGGCGCUUGCGCCGAAGUCUCCCGCCAGUCUACGGCCGCGCGCCGCCCUGCCGGUUUCUUUGGAAGGGAAUGGCGGGAGGCGAGGCUAGGGGCGGGGAGUGCGGCUACUACACGACGGACGACGCGCUGUCCCAGGUGGGCUUCGGGAGGUUCCAGGCGCUGGUGCUGGCCUACGCCGGCGUGGGCUGGACCGCGGAGGCCAUGGAGAUCAUGAUGCUGUCCUUCGUCGGCCCGUCCGUGAAGGACGAGUGGGGAAUCUCCGGCCAGCAGGAGGGGCUCAUCACCAGCGUCGUCUUCGCCGGGAUGAUCAUCGGGGGCUGCCUCGGGGGCGUCAUCUCGGACUCAUAUGGCAGAAGGAUUGGUUUUCUAUUCACCGCGGUUGUCACUGGCAUAUUUGGUUUUCUCAGUGCUUUGUCACCUAACUACAUGUGCCUAUUAACCCUCCGCUUUAUUGUCGGUAUGGGAUUGGGUGCUGGUCAUGUUCUUGGUACUUGGUUCCUAGAGUUUGUUCCGGCUGCAAACAGGGGUACUUGGGUGGUUGUCUUCCAUUGUACUUGGACUUUUGGAACAAUCCUUCAGGCUCUUAUUGCAUGGGCUAUCAUGCCAGUACUUGGAUGGAGGUGGUUGAUAGCGUUGUCUUCAACACCAUGUUUCAUUCUGCUUAUUUUCUACAGUAUAACACCUGAAUCACCACGGUACCUCUGCUCAAGAGGUAGAACAGCUGAUGCUCAAUUUAUUUUGGAGAGAGUAGCAAUAAUGAACAACAUGGCUCUGCCCCCUGGCAUCUUAAUAGUUGGCCCACAAAUAAGGUCUGAUGAUGUUGUUGAUGUGGAGACAAUAGUACCGCUGAUUCUUUCACAAGAUAGUGCUGCAACUGACGUUUGCAUGAGCUCCUCUAUAUCCAGAUCUAUUAAUGCAUUCCGUACACUUGUGUCACGAAGCCUGAUUAGAUCUACACUUCUUCUUUGGUUUGUCUACUUUGCAUUUUGUUUUGCUUACUAUGGUAUAGUAUUGCUAACAUCGGAACUAAGCAAUGGUGCAAGGAGAUGUGGACCUGUUGGAAUGCAUUUGUGGCAGCAAAAUGAUGCCAGACUCUACAGAGAUGUCCUGGUGACAAGUAUUGCGGAAUUUCCUGGUCUGAUUUUGGCGGCUCUAUUGGUUGACAAAGUUGGUCGCAAACUGUCAAUGGGAGCGUUUGCUUUUCUGUGCCUUGUUUCCAUCGCACCACUUGCGGCACCUCUAGAAGAAGGUUUAGCAACCGUCCUUCUAUUCAGUGCCCGGACUUGUAUCACGGGGAGUUAUGCUGUUCUCUAUAUUUACGGCCCUGAGUACCAAGAAGGAUAAAGAACUCUGGUAAUGAGAACAACUCCACAUCCAUCUCAACAUAAAAGGCUGCAAUGUAGUGACGCAUCUUCAUAACAUUAGAAAUAGAUCUACCCUUCAUCAUGUCGAAACACUGGAGUGGGAGUCGCGACUUCUCUCGGCCGGAUAGGUGGCAUGAUUGCCCCACUCAUAGCUGUAGGAUUGUUAGAGAGCUGUCAUCAGAAAGAAGCUGUGUUUGUCUUCGAUCUUGUACUCUUUUUUGCAGCAGUUGCCUGUGCCCUCUUCCCUCUAGAGACCAAGGGCUGCCAGAUUCAGUAAGAUCUCAGGCUCCGCAAUUCCCUUGGACGGACAGUUGUAUACCCAUCAGAUUAAAUUAUAGCUACCAUACAACUACA